Drosophila virilis is the source of this 616-nucleotide messenger RNA. NCBI's taxonomy places the organism in Eukaryota, Metazoa, Arthropoda, Insecta, Diptera, Drosophilidae. The record is from RefSeq and is a predicted model, not a curated record.
AUGUGUGCAAAUCUCACCUCCUCGGUUUCCGUGCCUAUUGCUGAGUUCUAUCCGGAACGUCGAAUACUGAUCGAUUGGUGUUUUGCCAUUUCUUACGACUUGCCCAGCGACUUGAGCUCGUUUUACAGCAUACCCAUAUGGCCGGGUUUUGCAAACUAUCAAACCAAGCGGGAACUACCUCGCACUGACAACAAUGAACUAAGCUUGUAUGCGAAAUAUGGUUACAAUGCAUUGACACAAACACAUCCCAAGGACUUCUCAGCUGGCGAGCUUUAUGCAAGCAUUGAGGAUGCAUUCAUCUCAUAUGGAUUCCAUGAGACCUGCCUCUUGCGCAGCGUUUGUGAGCUGGCGAAGCAUCCAUUCGACGAUAUGCAUCAGCACAUACUUAUUGAUAUUUUGACGUUUAUAUUGAGUCCAACACAGCAUGAUGGUUUUCUGGAAAGUGAGCAUGUCUAUAAGCUAGCCUACGAACAGGCAGAGCUUUAUGGAUUUCUUGGCAACGAUUGCGGCCAGCUCUAUGCGCAUUGCAAACACGAUAUCUUGGGACUUAUUAGCAAUGUCAUGUUCCACAAUGAUUAAAUAACACUGAAUAAUCAGCACGUGAUGUAAACUGUAA